AAAGGGCUGGCGACCCGGAGGGGAGAGUUGGGCGCAGGAAGCCUGACAAAUAGGAAAAUACUCCAAAGUGAAGAGAAAAUUCACAAGAACUGAGCUCGGCUUUCAUUGGCUUAUACAUUUUAUUUGUAUUAAUAGCCGAUUAGUGACAGAUCAUCUCUGUAGUCUACUGUGGUGACAUUAUUAGGUUAAAGCUGGAAAAAAUGAAACAAUUAAAAAGAAAAAGAAAAAGCAAUUUUAGUGUUCAGGAAACUCAGACUCUCCUUAAAGAAAUCAGAAAAAGGAGAGACGUGCUUUUUUCAAAGCAACUUAAUACAACAAUUAAUGAGAUGAAACGGAAAGCUUGGGAGGAAAUAGCAGAGUGUGUAAAUGCUGUAGGUGAAGGAGAGCAAAGAACAGGGACAGAAGUGAAAAGGCGAUACCUAGACUGGAGAGCACUCAUGAAGAGAAAACGUCUGAAUGCAAACAUCAAAGUAGUAGGUGCUGGGUUUCACCUUCCUUCAUCCAAUUUAGAUGACUCUCUCAAUGAAGACAUGGAUGAGAAAAUUGGUUUUGCAAUUGAAUCUAGUUUUGAAUGGCAAAAUAUCACUGACUUCAGAGAAGCUGGUGGAUCUUUAACAGAAAUCAAAGUAGAAGAGGAAGAGGAGGAUCCGCAGAAUUUUGAAUUCCCUAUUGAGGAAGAAGAAGAAAUUUUGUCAUCAGUUUUGCCAGAUUCAAAAAAGGAGAAUGACCUACCAGACUUCCCUCACAUUGAAGAGUUUGGAAAUCUGAGCUCUGCACAAGCUAGGCUAGCCUAUGAAGAUUCUCACUUGCUUAUAAAUCUGGAGAAGCAGAAGGUGGAGCUGGAGAAGCAGCGACUAGAUAUUGAAGCAGAAAGGUUGCAAGUGGAGAAGGAGCGCCUGCAGAUUGAAAAGGAACGGUUGCGGCACGUCGACUUGGAGCGAGAGAGACUGCAGAUUGAGAAAGAGCGACUGCAGAUUGAGUGGGAGAAACUCAGGCUAGAGACUCUGCAUGCUGAGAAACCUGCCCUGGAGAAUGACCUCACCCAAACAGAAAAACCCAUCAUGCAGCCUCUGGAUCUAGAAACUGAGAAGUUAAAACUUGAAAAAGAACGUUUGCAGUUAGAGAAAGAGAGGCUGCAGUUCCUCAAGUUUGAGUCAGAGAAGCUGCAGAUUGAGAAGGAACGCUUGCAAGUGGAGAAGGAGCGCCUUCGAAUUCAGAGAGAGGGUCACUUGCAGUGAACAUCUUGACUGAAGUGUCAACAUUAGUAUUUUGGUGUUUGAAAAAUACAGUUAGUUCUUAAUACUGAAACUGUCCUAGAGGCUUGACAUUCUUCUGUUCAGAGUUGAAUGUUGAUGUUAAAUUGAAAAAGACAAAAAAAAGGAACGGUGCUCAAUAUGUCCGUGUGUCUGCAUAAGUGAGCUUUCGUGGGAAAUUGUUUUUCAGUGUGUCAGGACUAAAUGUUAUGUUUUCUUGUCUUCAGUAUUGUGUUGUAUUAGUUUGGUGUCCUCCCCUUAGAAUCGCUGAGAAGAAUCAAGGCUAAACCUUGUACUUUUUUCGCUGCACCAACAGUAAGGAUGGAGCAGAAUAACAUAUGUUGUGAGGGCAUAGUGCUGAUGAUAGCCCACACGGUAUAUAAGUUAGAACACAAUAGCACAGAGUAAUUAGGUGAUUGAUUCAUUAAGCUUAAUUUCCCUUUUUUGGUGUUUUCCACCCCCACAAUUGGAAAAAGUGUUUAAGAACUAUUGAAAAGUUAAAGUACAAGUUGAAUUCACUGCAGUUGUAUUUACAGUUGUUCCAUGGCAUGAACUGAAUGGCAGUGCAGAAAAUAGUAUUCUUUCUUUUGCAUGAAGUGUUACUACUAGAUAAAGUUACAGAUCAGCCAUAUCUACUAUAAGCUGGACUGUUGGUUUCACCAGGUCAUUAGUAAUGUAUAGCACCUGUCUUAAUGUAGGACAGGGACUUACUGACUGAUCACGCACACUGUCUGGUGGGUCUGGGAUGGCUCCCUGAAUUGACAGACUUGGUUUGUUCCUUGAAAGACAGUAGCUGGGAAUCUUCAGGAGUGGAGAGACAGAGGCUGAGCAGACUAAGGAGCACCAAGCUUGAACACUAACACUCCUCUGCUUGGCCAGCACUGAGGUCAUGUCUGUGGGCAGCCAGAAGCGGCUUCUGUGGCUGACCUCAUAUACUAUGUUUUAAUUAGACAAAUGGAUAUGGUCAGUGCUGAAGGCUCUCAGUAUUUUUCAUAAGCAAUUAAUUCAUUUAAAAUAAUAAUUACCAAAAAAAGUUUUCUAUUAUUUCAUAUAUGUUUAAAUCCCAGCUGAGCCAGGCUUCAUAUUUCUUAUCUUUCUGCAAGUAACUAUCCUUUGUUGACUCCAUCUUGAAACUUCGGAUUAUGAGAAUAGUGGGUCUGAAUAUAUGUUGAGUGACUUACAUGGAUUCUUGUGCAAGUAAAUAUAUUUAUACCACUACAGGAUUACUUUUAUUCUGCAAAUAAAAUGUUAUUUUUUUAUUACUGAAACAAGUGUGCUUCUACAGUGGAAAUAAAUUUGACUAAAACAAUCAAAAA
Apus apus (common swift) is the source of this 2569-nucleotide messenger RNA. RefSeq names its product Myb/SANT DNA binding domain containing 4 with coiled-coils (gene MSANTD4). The record is from RefSeq and is a predicted model, not a curated record. The transcript is spliced from 3 exons. The coding region runs from base 201 to 1238 and encodes 345 amino acids. Lineage: Eukaryota; Metazoa; Chordata; Aves; Apodiformes; Apodidae.